AUGAGGAAUCCAUUGUCAGUAUCGCCGGCGACCAUGUCAAAUAGCAAGAGUACACCUACACCAUGUUGCAGCAAAGUGGGAAUGAAGAAGGGGCCAUGGACACCUGAAGAAGAUGAACUUUUGGCCAAUUAUGUGAAGAGGAGGGAAGGCGAAGGACUGUGGCGGACGCUGCCCAAACGCGCCGGUCUCCUCCGGUGUGGCAAGAGUUGCCGGCUCCGGUGGAUGAAUUAUCUCCGGCCGUCUGUUAAGAGGGGUCGGAUUGCUCCUGAUGAAGAAGAUCUCAUCCUUCGUCUUCAUCGAUUGCUCGGUAACAGACCAAAUUUUUCUGGGUCACAACCAGUUAAUGGCUACAAUCUGGAUCUGGAUCGAAACCCACUUGUCGAUAAUAGCCACAAGAACUUGAAGAAUUCUGAUCAUUUGAUGACAAAUUUAGAAAGUGGCCAUGAAAACAGUAGCAAUGAAGAAGAUGAUAUGGAAUUCUGCAAUGGUGAAACGUUCUCUUCAUUUUUGAAUUUCUUGAUAAAUGAAAACGAGUUUACUGAUCCGCAACAUCCUAACGUGAUUUCACCUUCGAUAUUGUCUCAGCAUGUAACAUCUUCUAUGCAGACCUUCAACCUUGGAACUGUUUGGGAAGCUGCACCGACAUCAACCGUUGCUGCAUUAGAAGAUGAACAAGAAGGGUUAGAUUAAUUAAAAGACAAGGAGA
Messenger RNA from Ilex paraguariensis (yerba mate), 706 nucleotides. NCBI's taxonomy places the organism in Eukaryota, Viridiplantae, Streptophyta, Magnoliopsida, Aquifoliales, Aquifoliaceae. The record is from the annotation of a GenBank genome assembly.